GAGAGAGAGAGAGAGAGAGGAGGAGGGGGACGACACUGUUUAUUGCGAAGUGAGCUCCGAUGGCGAACUCAAAGGCAGGAACAAGCACCAACAAUACAUUAGGAGGUGAAUAUCAGGUGUUCUUGAAUUUUAGAGGGCCAGAUACUCGUCGUGGAUUUACCAGUUGCCUCUACCAUGCCUUGGUAGAUGCUGGGAUUUGUGUUUUCGUCGAUGACGAAGAGCUUCGACCAGGUGAAAAAAUUAGCAGCAACCUUCUACAGGCGAUUGACAACUCCAAGCUCUACAUACCCAUUUUCUCGACAAAUUAUGCUUCGAGUCAUUGGUGCCUCCGUGAGCUUGCAAAGAUGGUGGAGAACACCUCUAAAUCUAAAGAAGAUGGCAAUAAGAAGGUGAUAUUGCCCAUCUUCUAUGACGUGAAACCUGAUGAUGUGCAACUAAAAACCUUGUUAUAUUGCGAUGCCAUACUGAAUUUGGAGCAAAAGAUGGCGAAUCAAAAGAUGAAGUUGAGCUCUAAGGAUGUAGAAACCUGGCGGCAAGCUCUCAGAGAAGUUGAUGGCACCAAGGGGUGGGAGCUGGAGAAAUAUCCAGGCCAUGGGGAUCUUAUCAAGUUGAUUGUUAACGAAGUUAUGGAUAGGCUCAUGACAAGACAAAGAAAAGUGACCGGAGAUUUAAUUGGAAUGGAGGAUCCAAUAGCAGCCAUAAACAGUUUAUUGCACAUCGAUUCUAAUGGCGUGCGGCUUAUUGGUAUUUACGGGAUGGGUGGCAUUGGUAAAACGACACUUGCCAAAAUUAUCUUCAACCAGUUAUGUCAUGUCUUUGGGAAAAACUGCAGCUUUCUUGACGAUGUAAGAGAAAUGGCAAAAACCAAGGGCUUGGUGAAGCUACAAGAACAAUUAUUGUCUGAUACCUCAAAUUCUAGAGUGGCUCGCACCAUUUGUAACACUCAUCAUGGGAUUAAUAAGAUUGGAGAAACAAUUUACAGCAAGAAGGUAUUGAUUGUUUUGGAUGAUGUCGAUGAUGGCAACCAAAUCAAAGAACUAAUCGGAAUGAAUUCUUUGUAUCCUGGUUCUAGGAUACUUGUUACCACGAGGGACAAAAGUGUUUUGAAAAUAAGGGGAUUUCACUAUGAAAUUGUGCCUUAUGAAAUGAAGGGUUUAAGCAAUGAAGACGCACUUCAACUUUUUAGUAGACAUGCCUUCAAUGACAACUCUCCUCUGGCCACUUACUACAAUCUUUCAAAGGACAUUGUGUCUACUGCAGGUGGACUACCUUUAGCUCUUCAAGCAAUUGGUUCAUCACUUUUUGGUCCAAAAAAGAAAAAAAUAUGGGAAGAGAUGCUAGAGCAUUUAAGGAAAACACCAAAUAGGGAUGUCUUGGGAAAGCUAAAGAUUAGCUAUGAUGCCUUAGAAAUGGAUCAACAACAGAUAUUUCUCGAUAUUUCAUGCUUUUUCAUUGAUGCAGAUAAGACUUAUCCACUCUACAUGUGGAAAGAUUGUGGCUUUAGCCCAGAGAAUGCUAUUGAUGUCCUGAUUAAUAGGUGCAUGAUAAAGGUUAUAGACAAUAAUAGGUUUUGGAUGCAUGAUCAAUUUAAAGAUCUUGGAAGGGCAAUUGCUAAUCAAGACCAUACCAGGUUGUGGGCUACAGACGACAUCAUUCGCAAGUUAAGAUCAACAGAGAUCAAGGAAAACAUUCAAGCAAUCCAUUUGCCAUCUUUGGGGAUUAAAGAUCCUAUAAUUGUCACUUCGGAGCAAAUUAAGCGGUUCCCAUAUCUACGGUAUUUUCGGUUGUGUGAUGUAGCUUGCCAAGGCGACUUCGCGGGCUGUCUUGCUGAGUUGAAAUGCAUCAUUUUGCAUUACCCUCAUCAAAUUCCUUUCCUGGACCGCCAUCCACAAUUUAUGGCAACUAAUUUGCAUCUUGAAAACGUCGUUGUAAUGAGUCUUUUUGGCAAUGAGUUCCCAGAAGAUGCAGUCAGGAGCUUAAUCGAGGGGGCAAGGAAAUUGAAGGUUCUCACUCUUCAAAAAGUUCAGUCAUUGCACAGGACACCAACCUUUUCCGGGUACUCAGUUUUAGAGGAGUUGACUAUCUCCGAUUGUCGUUGUCUGAAGGAAAUUGGUUGCUCUAUUGGGAAACUAAUGUGGCUGACUAACUUGAGUGUUGAGUCAUGUUCGGAACUUGGAAAAUUACCAGAACAAAUUGGUGAACAACAGAAUCUUCAGCACCUCUCCCUUAGGAAGUGUGGUAGCUUAAGGGAACUCCCCGACUCAGUUUCGUAUUUAAAGUCAUUGACAAAGCUGGAUAUGUCUUCCACGAGUAUUACAAGAUUACCGGAUUCCAUCGGUAAACUACAAAGCCUGUCAUUUCUCAAUGUAUCACGCACAAAAAUUGUGAAAUUGCCUAGGACGAUAAGCAAGCUCAAUCACCUGCAAACACUGAACCUAUAUGGUUGUCAUGAGAUCCAAGAGUUGCCGAAAUUCCCCAAAAGUUUGACCACUCUACGGCUUAGAUCUAUGUCAUUGCAGACUGUUCCUAACCUUGCCAACCUUACUAACCUUGUUGAACUGAUCCUAUCUGAUGCCUCUAAUUCUAGAAAGAGAUCAAAUAUAACUCAAACUUGUGACUUGUCGUGGAUUGAGAGUUUAUCCAAAUUGAGCAAACAGCACUUGUGCCUUUCAAAUGUCCAAGCGACAUCUACUGAGUGGAGUACCUUUUCUCUGCUGAAAGAACUUACUCUAUAUGGACUAAACUUGCAUACCAUCAAACAACUUCCGUCAAACUUGACAGUUUUAGAGCUCCAUCGCACUCAAGUGACGCAAGUACAUCUUGACGGGCUUCCUCAGUUAGAAGAGUUGACUGUCAGAAGUUGUGUACUCCUCAAGAGAUUAACCGUUCCAUCAAGUUUGAGAAAAGUGAGAGGAAUCGAAGUGUGUCGGUGCAAAGAGCUAGUUGAAGUUCAAUUUCUCGGUGUCUUAAAUUCACUGGAGAUAUUACAGGUUGAGGGAUGUGAAUAUCUCGAGAGGUUGGUUUGUCUGUCGGAAGAGCCAGAGUGUGAUGAGCCACAAGCUCUCGAGUUGACUGGUGGGAGGAGGAGAGUGUCCCUUGUCUCAAGCUCCCUAAAGAUGCUUAAACAAUUCCAGCUGCGGAGGUGCCGAGCGCUACGGGAGAUUCAAUUUGUUUCAACCUUGGAAUCACUAGAAGGUCUUUUCAUUCUAGAGUGCGUUUCGUUAAAAAAGUUACGCGGCUUGUCAAGCUUGAACAACUUGGAGCAUUUAAUAAUUGGACGGUGUAAGAACCUGCAGGAUGUCGAGGGCAUUGACGAGUUAGAGAUUUUGCAGUGGUUGGAAGUUUAUGGUUGCAGAUUACUGGAAAGGAUUAUCGAUACAUCGAGCUCAAAAAUACCAAAUGAGUGCCGAAUAGAAAUAAGGGAUUGUAGUAAGUUAGUCAUCACUGGUACAUAUGGUUCAAGCAUCACUUGCGAGUCUUACAGAGAGAAGAUUCUGCAUGGACCAAUACAAGCGUCGGACUCUAAAAUUGAUACAACUUUUUACAGCUGCGAAAUAGAAACAGGGGAUCCUCUACCGGACAAGAGUCUAGGCCCGAGAGACCGCAGCCCAUCUUGUCAUUUCCUUAUGCAGAAUCAGGAAAAUAAAGAGGAGAAGAGAGAGGGAAAAUUAGAGCCGGCAAAAGCAGGAGGGAAAAUUCCAAAAAGUCUUCUGAAGCGGUUCGCUCUCUCGAAAAAGUUCUCACCAACGUGUUUGUGUCGAAGAAGUCCGUGAAGUAAAGAAGCAAUUCCGCUCCCUGCUUACCAGCAGCUUAUAUCUUUGUCGACCAGCGAGCACUUGCGUCCCAGGUGCCGUUUUCCGUAGCAUGGCCAGGACAUUUUCGUCUCCAUUUUUCUGAGAUAGCCCAAUUGCAUGUGCCACUCCUCAUGUGCAACUGGGUUAAAAUUAAAUUGCCAAAAUUGGAAAAAAAAAAUGAAAGCUAGGUUGUUCGAGUCAGCACCAACAGAGCUAAAGGUUGUUUUCUUCCCUCGAUUGGAAAUGGAGGAUCGACAGUGUGGCGUGGAAGGAGGGCAGCGGUGCGAACCACUUGGAUCAAAGCUAACCCUGCGAGGCGAUCACAUGCAUGUCCAAAACCUGGGUAGGAACUCCUGAUUUUUAAAUGUUUGGGUUUUCAUGUUUAAAAUUUGGUGUCUAUGUUUGGGUGUGAACUCCUCGAGAGAUUAUCCAUUACAUCAUGUUUGAGUAAACUGAGCCAAGCGAGGUGUCUUCUU
Molecule: messenger RNA, 4270 nt
Organism: Eucalyptus grandis
Lineage: Eukaryota; Viridiplantae; Streptophyta; Magnoliopsida; Myrtales; Myrtaceae
Product: disease resistance protein RPV1-like
Exons: 5
Coding region: 60-3773 (1237 amino acids)
Biological process (GO): signal transduction; defense response
Molecular function (GO): ADP binding; protein binding
Source: RefSeq, a predicted model, not a curated record